Messenger RNA from Thecamonas trahens ATCC 50062, 1739 nucleotides. RefSeq names its product autophagy protein. Gene Ontology annotation, cellular component: autophagosome membrane. The coding region runs from base 14 to 1717 and encodes 567 amino acids. Gene Ontology annotation, biological process: autophagosome assembly. Lineage: Eukaryota; Apusomonadida; Apusomonadidae. The record is from RefSeq and is a predicted model, not a curated record. Gene Ontology annotation, molecular function: protein binding. The transcript is spliced from 2 exons.
GGGUGUGGAUACCAUGGCUUCGCUAACAGCGGUGGUGGGCUUGUUGCAGGAGCGGGAUGCUCGGCAGUCUGCACGGUGGGCGCCUCUCAUUCAUCGGCACUCGGUGCUGGUGGCACAGAUGGAGAGGAUGCGGACGCGGAAUGCACAGCUGGAGCACAUGCUGCGAAACGCAGGGAGUGGGUCGCCGGCAGGGACACCGAGCGGAGGGAUGGGGGGCGGCGGGGCAAGCUCGGGGAGCGCGACAGGCGGGCUUAAUGGAUCAAGCUCGGCGGGCGACGCGAUGGCGGUGGCGCAGCUGCAGGCCAAGGCCAACGAGCUCAACGCAGAGCUCAACGAUCGGUACAAGGAGCUACUGAACACGCAGCAGGCGCUGCGGGCGGCUGAGGAGGGCCUCGCUGGGAAGGAGAGCGAGCUGGAAGCGGCCAAGGCGCGGAUUUGCGAGCUGGAAGCGCAGCUCGAGCGCAUGGCGCGCGAGAAGGAGACGUCGGACGUGACGUCGAUGGCACUCGGCGACGAGCUGAGGCUGCUGCAGAUGGAGCUGAUCCGAGUGGAGGAGGCGAACUCGAAGCUGAAGGAGGAGAACGAGGAGCUUGUCUCGCGGUGGCUGCAGAAGGCCGCCGAGGACGCCGAGAAGCUCAACGAGGCGAACAUGUUCUACCAGUCGAUGGUGAGCCAGCGCGAGUCGCUCGAGUUGCAGGCAGCAGCGGUGAGCAACGUGACCGGAACGGUCGACAUGUCGGGCUCGGGCGAGUCGCUGCUGGACGCGAUGGCCGGAGCGUCGUCGUCAAGCGGGGCGUACAGCGGGUCGGGCUUUGUUGUGGUCCCCACGCGGGCGCGGCGGACCGUGGCAGCGCAUGGGGGCGAGGGUCACUCUGUUGGAUACGCGCCCAACUCGGACAUGCUCGCGACUGGCGGGUCGGACAAGGCCAUCAAGCUCUUUGAUGCGCGGUCUGGUGAGCACCAGUUCUCGCUCCGCGGCUACUCGGCGGCGGUCUACUGCACGCGGUUCUCGCCGACGGGAGAGUUUGUACUCGGCGCGUCGGCUGACGAGUCGAUCCGGGUCUUUGACGUGGCGACGCAGCGGCCGCGGCACACGCUCACGGGCCACACGGCCAAGAUCUACGCGGCUGACUUUUCGACCGACGGCUCGCUUGCGGUCUCGGGCUCGCACGACCGAACGCUCAAGGUGUGGGACCUCGCGCGUGGGUACUGCUCGCGGACCAUCAUGUGCUACUCGUCGUGCAACGAUGUGUCGGUCUCGAUUGACUCGGGCGUGGUCGCGUCGGGCCACCACAACGGGACGGUGGCGUUCUGGGACACCCGGUCCGGCGACGUCUCGCACAUGAUCAAGGGCGCGGCGUCGAAGCAGGUGACGUGCGUCGAGUACUCGCCCGACGGCGACUCGCUGCUCAUCAACUCGCGCGAUAACUGCCUCACUCUCUUUGACACCCGGACCCACCAGGUGGCUAUGACCUACGAGGCGCAGGGCUUUUCGACCGGACUCAACUACGCGCGGGCGACGUUCUCGCCGGACGGCGCGUUUGUGGCCGCAGGCUCUGCGUCUGGCGAGGUGUACGUGUGGAACGCGGCGUCGGGCGCACUCACCACUGUGCUCGAGGGCGGGCACACGGCUGCGGUGGCGUGCGUCGCCUGGCGGCCGAGCGGGCGGUCGCUGGCCUCGCUCUCGCGCGACGGCGGGCUUGUGGUGUGGGAGUAGAGUAAAGACAGGAGGUGCGGUG